This is a messenger RNA of Kockovaella imperatae, 1545 nucleotides long. RefSeq lists its product as hypothetical. The coding region runs from base 1 to 1545 and encodes 514 amino acids. The record is from RefSeq and is a predicted model, not a curated record. Lineage: Eukaryota; Fungi; Basidiomycota; Tremellomycetes; Tremellales; Cuniculitremaceae. The transcript has 6 exons.
AUGCCAUCCAUGUCGCCCCGAAAGAUGGCGCCGGCAAGUAUAGUCAUCCCGCCGAGGUUAUCAUUCUGUCUAUCCGAAUCCUCGAUAUCUGAUUCGGAGGGACCAUGCACACCUUCACCCCAUACACCCGCUCCGUUCCUAGAUUUCCCUUCAUCCAUCAACAAAGGCGUUGGAGGAAUGCGCGUCGAUGAGGAUGAUCACCCGCCCGCUAUCGGCUCAAAGCGAAGUAGGGAGGACGACGAUGCGGUCGACGAACCCGUAUGGACUAGCGAGGAACUGGACACGGUUCAAUCAACACUGGUUCAUCCAUUUCGACCUCUGUCUCAAUCGUUUCCACCUGGAGAUCUCCCACCGCCUCAUGUCAUUGACGAACUGACGAACCAAAUCUUGGCCUAUGCAUUCAGGACGUCGCCGACGAAGCGAGCAUCUGGGGAAUCGGAGAACACAACCGACUUUAGGACAGAGGGAUGGACACAUUCUUGGGAAGCGACUAGGAAGAAGAUGUUUGACAUUGCGUUGUCGGAAAGUAAAGGGGAGAUCAUCCCGAGGAGGACAGCAAAGGAGACGAGGACACUCACUGGAUUGGUUGCACGGCCCGGAUUGAAGCGAAUGGACAGUAUGGAUUUCCUGGACGAAGGGGAGGAGAAGGCUCCAGACUCGCUAGGGAGAGCGUUGAGACUCUCCACAUCCCUGCAGAAUAGCGCGAAACAUGAGGUCUUGUCCGCAGGUAUGAGCAGGUCGUCGUCUGAUAAUACGAUCAGCUCUGAGACGUCACGCGACCGACCAUCUCUCCACACUGUCUCUGUCACUACCACUAUCACCCUCACCCCCUCUUCUCCUAACCCUGCUGAAUCCCCGGCACCAACAGCUCAUGCCCCGAUGCUUAAGCGUCGUGGCUCGUCUCGAGCGGCAUCACUUCGCAGACCUACGAGCUUGCUUCAGAGAGGCAAAAGCUUCACGGCAAGCGAUCUCGCUGCAGAGGCAAACAGUCAGGCGAAGACCACGCUCAGUGUUUCCGAAGCAUUGAAAUCUUCGCCUAAUGGAGCUCUAUCCGCUCAAAUAUACGAUUCGCCCUUAAAUCUAUCACCUGUCGUCCCUCAGGAAUCGAGCCUGGGUCUCUUGGCAUCUGGUAUGAUGGACAAUGUCAACGAAUCUCUCGCAUCAUCUCUUCAUCCUCCCAUCGCUUCCGUCUCUGUGGCUUAUAAUAAACCUAAACUCUCUCGAUCCGUCUCCUCGUCGGAAAUUAUCAAGGCGCACUCUGCGAGAGAUCAGUUCCUCGCUAUCAAGCCCAUGACCUCGGAUCGAUCGGCCCUAGCUCGUCCGUUGAACCUCGACACCAAGCCUGUACCUGUCGAGGCACAGCAUCAUUCCGGCUGGAGCGACAGUGACGACGAUCUGAUGCCUCGGAAACCUCGAGUCGUCAAGAAGAUCAAAGGUGGUAAAGUCAAGGCUCUCAAGGUGCAAGCGGUAGGCUUACAAGCUGGGGAUCGAGGUGGACUAAGAAGCCCUUUUGAGGAAAAGGCUCACUUGGAACUUGAUCUGUGA